Quercus lobata is the source of this 642-nucleotide messenger RNA. RefSeq lists its product as uncharacterized. Lineage: Eukaryota; Viridiplantae; Streptophyta; Magnoliopsida; Fagales; Fagaceae. Gene Ontology annotation, biological process: DNA integration. The record is from RefSeq and is a predicted model, not a curated record. The transcript is spliced from 2 exons. Gene Ontology annotation, molecular function: nucleic acid binding. Bases 1 to 642 code for a protein of 213 amino acids.
AUGGCCUUUGGGCUGAAGAACACGGGGGCCACCUAUCAACGAACGGUAACGAGAAUGUUUUGGGAUAAGAUUGGGAGCACAAUGAAGGUUUAUAUCGAUGAUAUGAUGGUAAAAAGUAAGAAGGAGGAAGAGCAUGUGGAAGAUUUGAUCGAGGCGUUUGAGAUCCUUAGGCUUGGAUCAUUUAACGUGAGGUAUAAGUCGCAUAAUGCCAUUAAAGGACAAGUGGGCAACUUGAAUCCGAUCUCUUGCCCAUGGCCAUUUGCUCAAAGGGGGUUAGACAUUGUGGGUAAUUUUCUUCGGGAUACUAGCAACAGGAAAUUCGUCAUUGUUGCUACGGAUCAUUUUACAAAAUGGGUCGAAGCUGAAGCUCUAGCAAAUAUCCGAGAUGUAGAUGUGAAGAAGUUUAUUUGGAAGAACAUCAUAACUAGGUUCGAGAUCCCCGAAACACCGAUUUCAAACAACAGAUUGCAGUUUGACAGUAAGGCUUUUCAGAAGUACUGCAAAGAUCUAGGGAUUAAGAACCAAUACUCCACCCCAGCAUACCCUCAAAGCAAUGGGCUUGUAGAUGUGACCAAUAAAGCAAUAGUUUCCAGGCUCAAGAAAAGGCUUGAAGGAGUUGAGGAACUUCCUAAUGUGAUAUAG